AACUAGUUGGAAUUGUUGCCAAAGAGAAAAAUCUAAUACCAUAAUUUUUCACUGAUCACAUUCUUCAGAGGCUAAAGAAUUAUAGAGGUGUUUAUGUGCUUUGAGAAUAGACAUUUUCUUGGAAUGUUAUUAUAAUAUUUUACUUUGCUAUGGAUGUAUUAGGUGUACAGAGAUUUUAUUUUAUAGUGUUUGCUUUAUGCCUGGACCUGCCAACAGAUCCAAGGCAGCUAUAAAGUUUCAUCUUACUGGUUCUUGCCAUCACUCCAGAAAGUGGCUCAGUGUAGCAGGAAUGAGUUUUUUAGAAAGAAUAGGAAAAGUAAAAAGGGGAUACUCCCAAGAGAGUAGAUUCUUUCAGAGAAAAGAGGGAUUGCAUGCUCUUUCUUCUUUCCAAUGUUAUUGGGAAUCCCAAGUAAAUUUCCAGAGUCUCACCCAGAUCCAUUCUCUGACUUUUGACUGACAAUGGGAUUGCAUCAGAGUUUCAAGCCCCCACUGUCCAUGGCAAAGAUCCAAGACAACUCUGGGUCACAUUAGCCCACGCAUACAAGUUCAAACUGGAACCUAUUCUGUCAAAUUUUUAUAGUUAAGGGGAAUUAUCCUUUUGUCCCUGAGUUCUGGAAUCUAGUCUGUAAAGAGUCACAAAAGUCCCCCUCUUCAGGAUAACUUAUCAGCCUUUCAGAGCUGCAUUUCUCCUGCAGACAAAUGUGUGGUAGCCCAUACCUGUGAUCUCAGCAAUUUAGCAAGGCCAUAGCAUCAUAUUGAGACCCUGUCUCAAAAAUAAAAAAGGGCUGGAGAUGUAGCUUAGUGGUAAAGCACCACUGGGUUCAAUCUCCAUUACCAUAAAUAAGCAAGCAAGUGUGAAGGAGUCAACACAGAAGGCUCAGUUUAUAGAAUUAUUCCUUUAACUUCAUGUUCCCACUACUCGUAACUGUCUGUUACCUAUCAGAACUACUAAUGAUAGUGUUAUUCCUAUUUACACUUCCACUGGUUUCAAGAAAUACAUGAAAAACACAGAUGAGAAGAGUAAGAGAGAUGGUCAGAUUUUUCAUUAUUAAUUUUUUUUAAAUUUAAGUAUAAUAGCUUUCUAGGAUUUUUAUAUUGAGUUUUGAAUCCUUGAGUAACACAAGUUUCUCCCAACUUCACCUACUGAAAAUACAAACGGAAGCAGAGUGACUAUAAUUGCCCAUAUUUAAGAGUAUAUUAUGAUGGAUAAUAGAGGCCGGUGCCAAAGCAUGGUAUGGGAGUAACCAGGAAGUGAGAGCUGAGACUGGAGGAGGAUGGAUCAAGCCCAGGUGACUGUGGGAAGGCUUGGGGAAACACCUGAAUAUGUGGAAUCUCAGUGCCAGGCACCCAGGACCAAAUCCACAUCCCCUCAACUUGAAGUACCCUGGAGGUUCCAAUCCUGGGUAUCCACCAUAUCCACCACCUGUCAAUCCAGCUUUUCCUCCUGGUCCCUGUCCCCCAGGACUUCCCCAGGGGAUGCCAGGUUUUCCUCCAGGUGUAUCCUCUUAUCCUGUUCCACAACCAGGAUAUCCAGGACAUCAACCCUCAGGUCACUACCCUCCUCUAUAUCCACCACCUGCCCCUAGUAUGCCUCCUGUGAACCCCAUGGCUCCUGGCAUCGUAGGCCCAGGAAUGAUAAUGGACAAGAAGAUGCAGAAGAAAAUGAAGAAAACUCAUAAAAAGAUGCACAAACACCACAAGCAUGGCAAGCAUUCCUCCUCUUCCUCCUCUUCCAGCAGUGACUCUGACUGAAUACAGGGCCUGGACCCUCCCCUCAAGUCUCACCAGUUCUGCUGUCCCAUCAAGUUCCAGCUUCCGUGUUGUACUGGGGGAAUUUAGCCCUUGUGCCUCUCCAUCCUGUCCCUACCUGAGCCUUACCCUGCUGUUCAGUCCUGACUGGCUAGGGAAAAUGGGAAGAGAAUUGCAAUGGGCUAGCAAAGGCAGCCUUCUCACUGCUUAAUAGAUUUUAUAGCUGAAAAGUUUAGCAGGGAAGAUGGUGAGACCUCUGAGCUAAAUGCUGAAGACAAGUAUAAGUUCUGUAAAAUGUGAUCUUUUAAAAUUUCAUUUUAAAAGGUGGGUUUGUGUUAAUUUCACUAUGGUGAAAAACUUGUACAUUUUUGUAAUGAUGGCACACUGGCGUGAUUUAGUGGCGAAUAUAUUUCCCAGCAGUCCUUUUAUUGAUUGUACUAACAGCAAGGCUGCUGGGAAGUAGAGUCCACUUGGCUGAUGAUCUCUGACUGCCCUUUUGUUAGCUAAUCUCUACUCCUUAACUCAAUAUGCUAUCUCAGGUCCUACUCUCAUUCUUCAACUCUGGGUCCAAAUAAAACUAUUUCUCCUGAAAAAAAAAAAAAGAGUAUAUUAUCCCCACCUACCAAAUUAAUUCAGCCCCCUUGUAAAUUUCCCAAAUAUUUCUAUGACUCUUUAAUGGUGUCUCACAUGUGAUCAAAAGCAAGUCUGCUUUCUGAGCAUCCCACUACUAACACAACACUUAUAAUAAUAAGUGUUAUUAUUAAAUCUUUGCCAUUUGUUAUUUACCUGGAUUUUUAGUUCUGAAGAAGUCCACCAGCCAACUCAGAACCCAUACUGAUGUAGCCAGUGUACAAGUUACGCAGUAUCAGGGUUGGUAGUCCUAGGAAGAUAGUAGAAAAGACCUACUGCAAGGAAAGGGAAUUAGUCUGUUCUUUUACAUAAAUUUCAAGCACCUAGAACUUAUCCUGAUGCAGACAUAGCUUUAAAGAACACAAAAAUCAACUUCUGAAAAGAGACAAGAUGAAUCUAAGAGUUUUAAAAGCACAGAAAGAAAUAAGGCAAGCAGGCCCCAAACUGUAGAAAACAAACUCACUAGAUUUAGUACAGUUGUUUUCCAACCAACGAUGGUGCUAGCCCUGCCUCCAGUGCAUUAAUAAGCUCUAAGAAAUAUUCUAAGAUAAAAGAAGCUUUCUUUUUCUUCUUAGCCUUAAACUACUCUGGACUAUAAUUCUGUCCAUUCUUAAUUUUAUUGUUAGACUUUUGGGUUUUUUUUAAAGUUACUGUAUUAUAUUGACAUUUUUCUAUAAAGGCCAAACUCCAUUGAAAGGUUCUUAUUUUGGUAUGAUAAUAUUUAAUUGUGUGGAAUCCAAACUGUUGAUUUAUUAUGAACAUUUCCUAAUAAUUAAUGUUGCUGUUACAUUUAACUCCAAGAUUUACCUUCAGUAUAGCCAUAAACAACAACAAACUAUAAGCAGGUAUAGACAAUUCAAGAAAUGUGCCAGUCUCUACUGUUUACCCUUUUAUUUGAUAGCAGUGCCUUAUAUCAAACUGAGAACAAUUUUUUGGUUGUUUUUUUUAAAACAACAUGCAAAUUUAGGUUUGUCACUCUUAGAGGUCCAAGGUGAAUGGUUUAGAAUGCAGAGGUAGAAUGUAGGAGAAAAGAAUUUAUAACUAUUUUAAUGGAAAUUUGCACUAGGACUUUAGCAAAGAAAACAAGUACAUUUCUCCUACAGCCUUUUGAUAUUCUGUGUAGGCUGGCUCCCACUUCAUUCUUUCUCAUAGCCUUUUGCUAAUGAAUGCAAAUGUUAUAUAUAAGCUUCUGCAGGAAACUCUGCAGGAAUACAAGCAGGGUCAUAGGAGAAGCUCUGCUCUGUGUUUAAAGCAAGGGAGAGAAAUUACUCAAGAAUGUCAGCAAGCACAGAACCCUAUCUAAGCUAUCACACAUACGGGUAGAGAGUGACAGUUCUCUUCUUGUCAUAUAAAAAGGAUAGAAUCUGGUUUUUAAAUUCUAUAUGAUUCAGUCUCUCAGUUCUUGGUCUUAUCUAAACCUACCAUAAUUUUGAUAAUGUAAAGUAAAAGAGUAAGCCAUUACAUAUUUAGAUUAAGUUGGCCUAAAAUUUGUCUUCAUUUAUUGGACCUUUUAUCUAAGAAGAGGAUAGUUUAUUAGUACAGUAAAAUUAUAGAAGUGGUACUUCAGAUAUCUGAGAGUUAACAACUGUAUUUGAAAAGCAUUCAUUUACAAAUAUUAUGUGUAUAUUAAAAUACAUUCCCCAAAUUAUAUUUUCACACACUAUAUGGAACAUAAUACUGUUGGGAUUCCUAGUUCUUUUCUUUAAAAAGGCAAAUUUUGGAAUUCAGAGAUGUUAAAUAACUUACUCAGCAUUAUACAGCUAGUUAGUGGCAGAGGUAGAAACGGAAUCUAAAUUUCUUGAGACUAAGAGUCCACAAUUCUCUGGUAUCAUCAUGAAGCCAAGAUGUUAUAUGUCAGAAGAGUAGUAGCACUAUGGGCUGGAGUGGUCAGAGGUUUUUAUGAGGGUGCAAUUUUAGCUAUAAUUAGAAGAAUGAGUGAGAUUUAGAUGGGAAAAGAUGAGAUGUUAAUCCAAACAGGGAACACUGAAUGAUCAAAAAUAGAGAAGUAGAACCAAAUAAAUAUAGAGAAGAAGAAAUAAGUAUCUACUCAGAUCAGUUCAAAUGAUUAGAACAGGAAGUUCUAGUAGAAGGAUAAUGCAGGUAAAUAUAGUAAAAAUUUGAGGCCAUAUUUUGAAAGGCUUUGCAAUCCAGGCAGAACUAUCCAAUUCUGUCAAAUUUGAAGCUUUUUUUUUUAAAGCAAAAAUGACAUAAUAAAUGAUUAUUUUAGAAAGAUAAUUGAACUGAGAUGUAUCACAUGAGCUAUGAUGAAGGGGACUGGAAAUAAGACCAAUACAAUUUAUUUAUUCACUGUUUUUUCAGUCACCAGUAAGUACUGAUUCCUCUGAGAAUCACCUGGAGAUCUUAUUGAAAAUGAUGAUUGUGAUUCACAAAUCUGUGAUGGGUUAAGAUUUUGCAUUUCUAACAAGCUUCCAGUUGAUACCAAACUACUGAUCCAUUGAUUGCAGGAAGAAGCAAAGAUAUAAUAAAUUCAAUCAUGUGUUUACCAUGAAUUCUAAGCCAACUCAUAUUGAAGUUACGAAGUUGAAAUAAAUAAACAUAGAUCCUACCACUAAGAAAUUAUAGCCUAAUAGUAAAAAUAUUUUAGAAAGUUCCCCAGCACUUAAUAUCAUAUUUGAAAGUAGAAUUAAAAAUAAAGAGAUUAGCCAGGGCCUGGUGGGGAUGCCUGUAAACCUGACAGCUCAGGAAGCUGGGGCAGGAGGAUCACAAGUUCAAAACCUGCCUCCACAACUUAGCAAGGCCUUGAGGAACUCUACAAGACCCUGUCUCUAAAUAAAAUACAAGAAAAAGCUGGGGAGUGGCUUAGUGGUUAAGUGCCCCUGAGUUAAAUCCCCACCAAUAAAAAAGAAAGAUUAAAUUAACAGAAAUUGUGACUUUUACCACAGAAUGAUGUCAGCUUUGAUUUAUCUUCAUCUGAAUAACAAUACCUUGUUUAAAUGGUAUCUAUAAGCACAAACUAAAUGCCCACAAAACGAGCUAUUAGGCCUCUUGCCACAAUUUUAUAUCCUCCCUCUAGCAACAUUCUUUCCCCAUCUUUAUUCUCCAUUUGCAGUCUGUUUCUUUUGACUUUGAAAUAAUUCUUCUUAUGCUUAUUCCCUAAAAAUAACUCUUCCCAUGGCUCACCAUUAAUUUUCUUUCCUUCUGUUUCUUUAUGCCAAGGACUCCCAAAUCUUAUGUCCCUACUCUGAAUGUGAACCUAGUCAAGCACAUAUAUUCCAAAUUGUCACAGAUUUUUGUGAGUUUAUAUUCUUUCACUGGCCAACCAAUUUCUAGCUACCUUGAAUAUGGGAUCAUAGAUGUCCUAGUUUUCUUUUUCCUGUGACUGGUUCAGUAACCUACUAGCCUCCUUUUUGUCCUUCUAGGCAGCAUGAGCUAUUACAGGGACAAGAGUUUAAGACAAUGGAGGAAGUUUGGAUAAAUAUAUAAGUACAGAGUACUAUAUGUGCCAGCUAAUCCAGUGAUGCCAGAAUUUACUCAAGAUAUUGGUCAUUUGGACAUAUGUGCAUCUCUAAUUAUUUUGGGGUUUUGGGUUUUGGGUUUUGGUUUUGAUUUUGGUAACAGGGAUUAAAUUCAGGGGCACUCAACCACUGAGCCACAUCCUCAGCCCUAUUUUGUAUUAUAUUUAGAGACAGGGUCUCACUGAGUUGCCUAAUGCCUCCCCGUUGGUGAGCCUAGCUUUGACUCAAGAUCCUCCUACCCCAGCCUCCUGAGCCCUUAUAUAGGCUUGAAGGUGAAGACAGCACUCUGUUAGGUAAAGCAGAGUGGGCGAGCAAAAUAGAGAGGCUCAAAACCUCAACGUUUGGAAAUCUGGGUCUUGUAUCUUGAACUAUGGGGCAUUCUCUUCCCUAUACAGAUCAUAUUAAAGACCUCACCUCAUUUUCUCUCAUUGGCUGCCAUAUGAUACCUGAUCAGAAUACUUUCCAGUUCCCCCCAUUGUUUACUUUAGAAAACCUAAUAAGAAUACUGCCAUUUUACUCCCAUUGGUCAUUUUAAAAUUUGAACCUAUGGCAGGAGUUGUAAUGGUGAUAAGUCCUCAGUUGUCAUGAUCAUGGGAUUUAUUUUAAACGGGGAUAGGACUGUCUCCUUGUCUUUUCCUACAGCAGCUUCUUUCUAAUACUCUGUUUCUGCCAUCUGGGUAUCUCUGAACCUAACAAAAUGAAUCCCUGAAAAUUGCACAACGCAAAAGUUUUGUGACUGGGAUGACUUGUUUUAUAUUUCUGAAGAAAAGGAUCUUAGGGGAAAGAAAGAAGUGAAAAUUAAAAUGGAUUUAAGGCAGUGGAGGAGACAGAAGAAGAGGUUCUUAAUAAAGGUGCUAAGAAAGAAUGUAACACAGGAAAAUAAUUAAAUAUUUUCACUGUGGAAGAAGAGAACACAAGAGGAAUCUUUGGAGAAGACAGGAGAAUUCAGUUGUUGUGAAAAGCAAGGAAUCCAUGCCCUUCAUUGCUGGGGCUCUCCAAGUCACUUGCUGGUUUUGCUGAGCCAGGUCUGGGUGCCAUCCUUAAAUGGAAGAGAAUAUUUUCAAAAGAAAAUACAUUCUUCAGAGGUAAAAGCCAACCGAGCCUUCCUAGGCAGUGGCCACAGGAUGGAAACAGGGCUUGAGAGACACAGUCAGGACCCCCCCUUUUCAUUGGUCACCCGGCAAAGGGAACGAAUGGACACCAUUUGCAUGGGAUACACCAUGGCAGAGAACUGACAUCACGGGCAGAGGAGAUAACU
Messenger RNA from Ictidomys tridecemlineatus (thirteen-lined ground squirrel), 7113 nucleotides. NCBI's taxonomy places the organism in Eukaryota, Metazoa, Chordata, Mammalia, Rodentia, Sciuridae. The record is from RefSeq and is a predicted model, not a curated record.